Messenger RNA from Diorhabda sublineata, 2827 nucleotides. RefSeq names its product poly(ADP-ribose) glycohydrolase-like. Gene Ontology annotation, biological process: ATP generation from poly-ADP-D-ribose; carbohydrate metabolic process; nucleotide-sugar metabolic process. NCBI's taxonomy places the organism in Eukaryota, Metazoa, Arthropoda, Insecta, Coleoptera, Chrysomelidae. The coding region runs from base 126 to 2153 and encodes 675 amino acids. Gene Ontology annotation, molecular function: poly(ADP-ribose) glycohydrolase activity. The record is from RefSeq and is a predicted model, not a curated record. Gene Ontology annotation, cellular component: nucleus; cytoplasm. The transcript has 3 exons.
AAAGAAGAAGCCUAAUGUCAAACAAAAAACUAACCUUUUGUGAAUGUUUAUUAGUGAAAUUAAAGUUAUCGAAUUUUUGUAAAUAUUAUAUAGAUUCGUAUUUAUGAUUGAGAAUUUCCUCAAGCAUGACUUGCAUCGAUCAAAAUAAAAAAACGUGGGUAGGAAGUAGUAUUCAAGAAAUAUGCAACAAUAAAGAUAUUUGGAGUUUUAAUAUUACUCCUAUCAAUAUAUCACAGUAUCAUGCAGUAUUAUUUAAACUGCCGGUUACGUUGAAAGAGCCUCCGGAACCAUUUAAAUGUUCGGAACAAAAACAUUGGGACGAUGAUCACGUUCGAAUGCCCUAUUCUGACAAGAAUUUGUUUCCAGUUUGUGACAACGGCGUGGAAGCCAUUAAAUUACGUUGGAAAUUAAUAAAGAAUACUUUUCAAAACGUACAAAUAAAUAAUAGUUAUGAAUUAGAGGCAGCUAUACAUACAUACAAUUCAUCUAUGCCCAGUUUUACUGCAUUACAUCAGUAUUUUGAAGAUAUGGAAGAGGAAGAAACAAAUCACUUCUACGAAGGACUAUUACCCAAAAUUAUAUCUCUAGCUUUAAAUUUACCACAAAUCCUACCCGGUAACAUACCUUUAUUGAAACAACAUCACAAUAGAUCUGUGAGUUUAUCUCAAUAUCAAGUAGCUUCUUUAUUAGCAAACGCAUUUUUAUGCACAUUCCCUUGGAGAAAGUCUACGGCUGUCACUUAUCCUGGAGUAAAUUUUGCUAGUUUAUUUAUAGCAGACAAAAGACCGAAAAGGCAAAGUUGUAUAUUUGAAAAGUUCAAGUGUAUUUUCAAUUACUUUAGAAUGGUUACAACAUCACCACCUUUAGGUGUUAUCACUUUCGAGAGAAAGCAUACACCCAAGUCUCUUAUGCCAAGAUGGGACACUUUAGAUAAUAAUAUAGGUCACACGAAAAUACAUAUUGAUAGUUCAGGUACUAUAGAAGACAACGGUCUCGGAUUUUUGCAAGUUGAUUUUGCCAAUAAAAAUAUAGGUGGUGGUGUAUUGAGAUAUGGCUGUGUACAAGAAGAAAUAAGAUUUGUUAUAUGUCCAGAAUUAAUCAUUACAAGAUUAUUUAUUGAGCAACUCACAGAUCUUGAAGCAGUGGUAGUUACAGGUGCUCAACGUUUCAGUAAUUACUCAGGAUAUGGUGAUACGUUCGUUUGGGAAGGUCCUCACAAUGACCUAACUCCUUAUGAUGAAUACGGAAGGAGACGUACGAGUAUAUCUAUAAUUGACGCAACCAGAUAUACUAAAUCAUCCCAACAAUUUUAUCCAUCAGCAAUGUUAAGAGAACUGAAUAAGGCGUACGUUGGAUUCAGUACCAGAGAUAAAUCAAAUUUAUCACCAGUAGCAACAGGAAAUUGGGGUUGCGGUGCUUUUAAUGGUAGUCUGUAUUUGAAGUCGCUGUUACAGUUGAUGGCCUGUAGCGGAUCCGGUAGAAAUUUGGUAUAUUACACUUUCGGAAACGACCAAUUCAGAGACGAUUUUUACGAAAUUUACACGUUUUUAGCUACAAAUAAUAUUAAAAUAGAACAACUUUGGAAGAUUCUUUGCGGUUUUAGUUUAUCAUCGAAAUCUGAAGAACAACUCUAUCCGUUUAUUCAACAAGCUUAUUUUGAUAGCAAGAAACAACCGAGCGUCAAAUCGUUUUUGAAAACCGAAGAAGCCGGAACUUCUAAUUCCUUAAAACCAAAAAAUUUUUAUUUAAAUAACAAAAAAAUUAAUAAAAUAAACGACGAACAAUUAGAUAUGAUGUGGAACACAACCAACACCACAGAACGUUUGUUCGAUGAAGAAAUGAUUGAUGAAAGUGAUAAAUUAGAAAAAUGUAAAAAUGAAACAAGGGAAACGUUACCCAACAGAAUCAAAGAAAAGAUGCCCAAAAUUGAUAUAGGAGAUUUAAUAGACGAAAUGGACGGACACACGACUAACAAAAAUCGAGAAUUUGCCAAUGAUUCUCUCUUAAAUCAAAUUGAUAAAUUAUCCAAGAAUUCGAGAAUAUGUGAACCCAGUGUUAUAGAGUGUAAGGAAACUAUGGAGAUUGUUGAUGUUUCUCUUAACAAUGCGAAAUCAAAACGGAAGAUAUCCGAUUAUUUUUCAAAAGUUACGUAACACAACAGAGUUAAAAACAUCACAAAAUGAAGUAGAGCUUUAGCCUUCCAAAGAACAGUUCCACUUUUGUAAAAUUUAAUUGAAUAAAUUAUUUUUAUUAUCAAUGUCCUUGUCUGACCCAAAAAGCAAAAAAGGUAGCAGUACUCCUUGGUGGAAUAGCCAACUGUCCAAGUUUUCCUACUCCCCAUAUGAAGAAAACAAGAUAAGAAGCAUUACUCCUUAGUAAAAUGACCAACUGUCCAAUUUUUAUUGAUGCCGAUACGAAAAGGCAAAAAGGUAGCAUUGUUCUUUGGUGGGUUGACCAUCUGUCCAAGUUUCCCUGAUCCCUAUACCAUAAAGAAAGAAAUGUAACAUUGUUACUUAGUGGGCUGACCAUCUGUUCUUGUUUUCCUGGUCCCCAUACCAUAAAGAAAGAUAGGUAACAUUACUACUUGUUGGGAUGACCAUCUGUCCAAGUUUCCCUGAUUCCCAUACCAUUAAGAAAGAAAGGUAACAUUGUUCCUUGUUGGGAUGACCAUCUGUUUAAGCUCCUUGGUUAAAUGACCACCUGUCUAAGUGAAGAGAUAUUUAUACCUGUGGCUGCAAGACCAUAAUGUUUGAUGAAAAGUAGAAUCCAUACAAUAAUGGCAGUUUUAAAAAUUUGCCAAUUUAAGCAAUAGUAUUUUUUCCAACCA